Strongylus vulgaris is the source of this 411-nucleotide messenger RNA. The record is from the annotation of a GenBank genome assembly. Lineage: Eukaryota; Metazoa; Nematoda; Chromadorea; Rhabditida; Strongylidae.
UUGUUUGUCCUUAACUCAUCUAAAGAAUCCAUCCGCUCAUCCCAUGACUUCUUUUCUUCUGAUUUUUACCAGAAGGUAAAUCUAGGGAAAGUUUGUUAUAGUGACCUUAUUGCACCAAUCCUCAAAGAGGUAAUCCGUUUGGAAAAUCGUGCGAAAGGAGCCGAAAUCAUACACAAAGGUCUUCGCGCCGUCAUUUUGGGUCGUCCAAAUACAGGAAAAAGUAGCCUAAUGAAUGCUUUAGCUCAAAGGGAUGUAGCCAUCGUAUCGGAGCGCGCAGGUACAACUCGAGACAGUAUUGAGGUGCGACUAAAUAUCGCAGGAGUACCGAUGGUUCUUACAGAUACAGCAGGGAUCCGAGAGACCACAGACUCUAUCGAGAAGGAGGGAGUUGAAAGAGCAAAGCGAAAGUAA